UGCCAUGGGUCGAGAUCUCCUGCGGUGCUGCUGGCGCUGGUGCUGGCGACGACGGCGGUGCAGAUGCUGGUGUUCCUGCCCGCCGCCUCAGGCCUGCCGCCCAUCAUCAGAGUCGGAGCGAUGUUCACGGAAGAACAGCGAGAGGGACCCACGGAACUCGCCUUCAAGUACGCAGUCUAUCGUAUUAAUAAGGAGUCGUCGCUUCUGUCCAAUACAACGCUUGUGUACAACAUUCAAUACGUGCCUAAAGAUGACUCGUUUCAUGCCUCUAAGAAGGCGUGCGAGCAGAUCUACUCCGGCGUGCAGGCGGUGUUCGGGCCGUCCGACCCGCUGCUCGGCUCGCACAUCCAGUCCAUCUGCGACGCCCUCGACAUCCCCCACCUGGAGGCGCGGCUGGACCUCGAGCCGGAGUUCAAGGAGUUCUCGAUCAACCUCCACCCUUCGCACGAGAUCCUCAACCGCGCGUUCCAGGACGUCAUGACUUUCCUCAACUGGACGAAGGUCGCCAUCAUCUACGAGGAGGACAUCGGCCUCAUCAAGCUCCAAGAACUGGUCAAGUCUCCGCCCAAGGAACACAUGGAGUUCCUCAUAAGACAGGGCUCCACCAGUAACUACCGGGAACUUCUGAAGGAAAUUAAGAACAAGGAGAUUUACAACAUCAUCGUCGACACCAAACCGGAAAACAUGAAUCACUUCCUCAGAGGGAUUCUUCAACUUCAGAUGAAUGACUACAAAUACCAUUACUUGUUUACGACGUUUGACAUCGAGACGUUUGACCUGGAAGACUUCAAAUACAACUUCGUGAACAUGACCGCGUUUCGACUCGUGGAUUCGGAACACUACCGAGUCCGGCGAGUGCUGAAGGACAUGGAGAAAUUCCAGCCCGUUGGACACAACAUCCUCAACCGCAGUCGGCCCCCUUUUUUUGCAUUGCAGGCAGAACCCGCCCUUAUAUACGACAGCGUGUACGUGUUUGCACUGGGACUGCAAGCCCUCGAGAGGUCUACCACGCUCAGGGUUGCCAACCUCUCCUGCGACCAUGAGCUGCCUUGGAGUGAUGGAUCGUCCCUCUUCAACUAUAUAAAUUCGGUGGAAUUUCGAGGCAUCACCGGCCCGAUCCAGUUCAAGGAAGGCCGGAGAACCAACUUCAAGUUAGACAUUCUCAAGUUGAAGCAACAUUCACUCGUUAAGGUCGGGGAGUGGGGUCCAGGUAUCGGGGUUAACAUCACCGAUAGAGCGGCCUUCUACGACCCCGGUACAAUGAACGUUACUCUUCUUGUUACUACUAACUUGAACAACCCGUUCGUGAUGAUGCGCCCCGGCAAGAACUUUACCGGGAACUCUCGCUUCUACGGGUUCUGCGUGGACCUCCUGCACGAAAUCUCGCUCUUGUCUGGCUUCGACUACAUCAUCGAGCUGUCUCCCGAGGGGGUUUACGGCGCCCAGAACCCCGUGACGGGCGAGUGGAACGGGGUCGUGAGGCAGCUCAUGUCGGGGGAAACGCCCUACGUGAUGCUCCGGAAGGAGGGCAACCUGACGGGGAACGAUCGCUUCGACGGCUUCUGCGUGGACAUGCUGAAGCGCAUCGCCGUCAUGGUGGGCUUCCAGUACAUCAUCCGUCUCUCGCCGUCCAGGACCUACGGCAUCCAGGACCCUGACACCGGAGAGUGGAACGGCAUCGUCAGGGAACUGCAGGAUAGUAAAGCCGAUCUUGCGAUAGGUUCGUUUACCAUCAACUACGCGAGAGAAAACGUCAUUGAUUUCACCAAGCCUUUUAUGAAUGUCGGCAUCAGCAUUUUGUUCAAGGUCCCGACGAGCCAGCAGACGCGCCUCUUCUCCUUCAUGAACCCGCUGGCCAUCGAGAUCUGGCUGUACGUCCUGGCCGCCUACGUGCUCGUGUCCAUCACCAUGUUCAUCGUCGCCCGGUUCUCCCCCUACGAGUGGCACAACCCCCACCCGUGCGCGCAGGAGAACGACGUCGUGGAGAACCAGUUUUCGCUCUCCAACAGCUUCUGGUUCACCAUCGGCACGCUCAUGCAGCAGGGCUCGGAUCUCAACCCGAAGGCAUGCUCGACGAGGAUCGUGGGCGGCAUCUGGUGGUUCUUCACUCUCAUCAUCAUUUCGUCGUACACCGCCAACCUCGCUGCCUUCCUCACCGUCGAGAGGAUGAUCACGCCCAUUGAGGGCGCGGAGGACCUCGCUUCUCAGACGGAGAUCUCCUACGGGUCCCUGGCAGGAGGCACCACCACGACCUUCUUCAGGGUGAGACUCCCCGAGGGCCUUUUGCAAGGACACGGUCGAGGACUUGGCCCGCCAGACCGAGAUCUCUUACGGGACGCAGAGGUCAGGGUCCACCAUGGCCUUCUUCAGGGUGGCGUGUUCGUGGUGCUGCUGUGUGGUCUCGCCUUCGCUGUCCUCAUCGCCAUUCUGGAGUUCUGCUGGAACGCCAAAAGAAACGCACAGAUAGAUCGGCACGCAACUAACCCCCUUUUCCCGUGUUCUCUUUCUCCUCCACAGCAAUCGCUCUGUUCGGAGAUGGCGGAGGAGCUGUGCUUCGCCAUGCGCUGCCGCGGGUCCAGGCAGCGGCCGGCGCUGAAGCGGCAGUGCUCGCGGUGCAUUCCUGGCGCCACCUACGUCCCGUCGGCGCUCGAAGUCCCGCACCUCAACGGUAACGGAGAGACUGGCCAGACGGGGACGACUGAGCUACGACCUCGGAAAUCCUCCUUAAAGUCGUCCUUACCCAGCCUCGCUCCUCCUUACGAUCUCAAGGUCACGCCGGAUAUCAACUAGCUGAAAGGAAGAUAAGAGAAAAAAGGAAGGAGGAAAGGAAAGGAGGAAGUAGGAAAGGAAGGAGAGUUGAGGAGAAGUCUGCGGGAGUCGAGCGAAGCUGGUCUUUCUCCGGUGAAGAUGGAGGAAUUUUAGAUUUUUCAUCUUUCAUUUUUUUUCUUUUCUUUUUUCUCUUCUUUUAAUUUGCUUUUGAUCAGUCAAUUUGAUCAGCAAUUCUUGAAGCCAGUGCGAACUAACGGUGGUAUAUAUCAUAAUAUUCUCCUUUAACGCAAGAGGAGAG
This is a messenger RNA of Penaeus indicus, 3067 nucleotides long. Its product is annotated as glutamate receptor ionotropic, kainate 1-like. Gene Ontology annotation, cellular component: postsynaptic density membrane; plasma membrane. The record is from RefSeq and is a predicted model, not a curated record. Bases 64 to 2790 code for a protein of 908 amino acids. Gene Ontology annotation, molecular function: ligand-gated monoatomic ion channel activity; signaling receptor activity. The transcript has 19 exons. Lineage: Eukaryota; Metazoa; Arthropoda; Malacostraca; Decapoda; Penaeidae.